AUGUCAGACUCAGAGGAUCUUCCCAAAGGCAAGCACCAGAUGCAUUCACACAGGAAAUGAACCAUGUUCACUGAGAAGCUACUGGAAGAUUUGAACAUCUUUUUUAAUGAGAACCUAUACCCAAACCCCAGCCUUCAGUGGGCUUCGAAAAUUGACAUACAUCCAACAGUACUGGAGGUCUGGUUCGAGAACCACAGAGCAAAACUUAAGAAAGCAAAAUGCGAGCAUAUUCAGCAAAAACAAGAAACUCAACAACCAUCAAUACCAGAGGGUGAAGUCAGGACUAGUGCUGGCCUGAGAAAUACAGACACGGUACUCAGAUUCCCCAAUGCUGUUCAUCCUGUCGGCCUGGUGUAUAUGAAUCUUUGGACACCCUCGUUCCAACUCAUUCUGUACCCCAACCUUAAGGUCCCUACAAAUGACUUCCCUGGCCAAAAAAUAGUCCAUUUUGGCUGCUGCCAAGAUCCUAACAUAUACUGCCUCUAG
Molecule: messenger RNA, 486 nt
Organism: Gorilla gorilla gorilla (western lowland gorilla)
Lineage: Eukaryota; Metazoa; Chordata; Mammalia; Primates; Hominidae
Product: divergent paired-related homeobox-like
Exons: 1
Coding region: 64-486 (140 amino acids)
Biological process (GO): regulation of transcription by RNA polymerase II
Cellular component (GO): nucleus
Molecular function (GO): RNA polymerase II cis-regulatory region sequence-specific DNA binding; DNA-binding transcription factor activity, RNA polymerase II-specific
Source: RefSeq, a predicted model, not a curated record